CCGUCUUCAACAAUAGUUCAGUUCAUCAUGGCGAUGGCUACGUCCGUUUUCCACAGAGUGAGAACUGGGUCGAAAGUAGGCGUCCAGUACGACCAAGAAGGCAACCUCAUUCAGGUGGAAACCAGAGAGGAUGAAGAGCAGAGUGUCAAGCUGGCGGAGAUCCUGGACCUCCUGCUGGCAGCUGGAUACUUCAGAGCCAGGAUCAAAGGACUGUCACCUUUUGAUAAGGUGGUCGGGGGUAUGACCUGGUGCAUCACCACAUGUAACUUUGACAUUGAUGUGGAUCUUCUUUUCCAAGAAAACUCAACCAUCGGCCAGAAAAUAGCCCUGACAGAGAAAAUAGUUUCUGUUCUACCAAAGAUGAAGUGUCCUCAUUGGCUGGAGCCCCAUCAAAUCCAAGGGCUGGAUUUUAUCCACAUUUUUCCAGUGAUACAAUGGCUGGUGAAGCGAGCCAUAGAAACAAGGGAAGAGAUGGGCGACUAUGUGAGAGCGUACUCCAUUUCUCAGUUCCAGAAGACCCACAUCCUCCCAGAUGAUGAAGAGUUUCUCCAGAGGAAAGACAAGGCUGUGAAUGCAAUACUGGAUGUACUGAAAGUGUACAAACCGCAGAGAAAGUACAGGAGGCAGAGGGAUGCAGGACAGCUGCUGGAUGAGGAGUCCAGGGUUCACUCCACCCUGCUGGAAUAUGGCAGGCGAUAUGGUUUCAGCAAGCAGUCCAAACAAGACAAGUUGGAUGAGGGGAAGGCCUUAGUGGCCAAUGGCUCUCAGGUGACGUCUCUUGGGAUGGCAGAGGUGUCCGAGGAAGAGGACCUGCGGGCAGCAGAGGAGAUGCGAAUCAAAACCCUGAUGACCAACAUGGCUGCUAUGGCAAAUGAAGAGGGGAAGCUGACAGCGAGUGCAGUGGGUCAGAUAGUGGGACUGCAGUCUGAGGAGAUCAAACAGAUCUCUUCUGAGUACGCCGAGAAGCAGUCAGAGCUGACCUCAGAGGAGCGUUCAGAGCGCUAUGGGCCGCUGCAGCAACACCGUAGGGCAGUUGCUUUGCUAAGCAAACAGAUCCAGCAGAAAACUAAACAACUGGAGGAGCUACAAGCCAGGCAUACAGAGGUGAAGACAGGCUGUGACGAGGCCAAGAGAAAGCUGAUGGAGGCUACAGAGCAAUCAGACAAACUGCAGAAAGAGCUAAGGUCUUUAGAAGAGAUGGAGGAGCAGGCUGACAGUGGCUUGUUGGAGAAGCUGAGAGCCCUGGUAACAAUGAAUGAGAACCUGAAGCAGCAGGAGCAGGAGUUCCGCAUGCACUGCAGAGAAGAGAUGGCCCGUCUGCAACAGAACAUUGAGGAGUUGAAGAUGGCAUCGGGGCAGGAUGCACAGGAGGAGAAGGAGAGGAACCAGCUGAUAGACAAACAGUACAACACAGAAAAAGAGAAACUACAGAAGAUCCGUCUGCUCAUGGCUCGGAGGAACCGUGAGAUCGCCAUCCUGCAGAGGAAGAUUGAUGAGGUGCCAAGCCGGGCUGAGUUGACCCAGUACCAGAAGAGAUUCAUCGAACUCUAUAGCCAAGUUUCUGCAACACACAAAGAGACCAAGCAGUUCUUCACUCUGUAUAAUACAUUAGAUGACAAGAAGGUUUAUCUGGAAAAGGAGGUGAAUCUGCUGAAUUCCAUUCACGACAACUUCCAACAGGCCAUGUCAUCUUUAGCAGCUAAGGAGCAGUUCCUCAGACAGAUGGAGCAAAUAGUAGAGGGAAUCAAACAGAACCGCAUCAAGAUGGAGAAGAAGAAGCAGGAGAACAAAAUGAGGAGAGAUCAGCUGAACGACGAAUACCUGGAGCUGCUCGAUAAGCAAAGGCUCUACUUCAAAACUGUCAAGGACUUUAAAGAGGAGUGUCGGAAGAAUGAAAUGCUGCUGUCCAAGCUGAGAGCUAAAGGAGCCUCUUAGCCCUGAUACUAAUGUUAGUUAAUUUUUUUUUUUUUUUUUUUUUUUUUUGAUAUAGACAUAAUAUGCCAUCUAUGAGAACUUAAUUGACUGCAGAUUUACUGUAUAUGUAUGGAUCUUUUUUCAACAUUCCACACUCUGUUUCAUCAUCCUUCUUUAUGGCUGAUACAGUUGUAAACCAGCACUUAAGACUUGCAUCUAUAACCCUGUGAAUAUUGGAGUCCUGGACAUUUUAUUUACAAUUACUUUAUAUUUACAUUGUACCAUUCUUGUCUGCCAAAUCCAGUUGACUGAAAAAACAAAACUGCAUUUAAUUGAUCAUGUCAAAAGAAGCUGUAGUGUUUCACAUAUUUUGGCAUGACCUUCAGCUGGGGUGGGAUUACAGUUUCUGAAACAACCACAAUGAUCACAAAUUACCAACCCAGUUCUUUAAAUCUAGUCAGCCAGUUCCCCUCAAAAAAAAGUGUUGAAUUUCAAAAUGAACAAUAUGUAGGAGCCUUGUGACAAUCUUCUAAAUCAUGGCAUUUGUUUAAUAAUAUCUGACAACAUUUCACUGUGGGACUGUACAAACAAUGUCAAAUUCAAUCAUAACUAACAUUUACUUUACACCUUUAAAGCUGUAGUACGCAGCUACUGUAGCUGCAAGAAAUACACCCAUGUCCUUUAUGUUGAUCAUAAAAUGGGCUGCAACAGAGAAGAAAGUCCCAUACUUACUAAAAGUGCCUUAAAAUAUGGUGCGUUUACUAAUGUUACAUAAUAGGAUUUUUAUGAACUAAAGUCCUUAAAUUUCAUCGUAACAUGCUGAUGUGUGAAGUUUCCUGGUGCAACUUUAAAUGUCGCUCUUUGUAUGUAGAGUUAUUUUCCAAUGACGUUGGUCUUAUGCACCUCUGAAGUUUGAACUCACCUCAUGUCUGACAUUUGCCUCUGUCACCAUCCAAUGACCAUGUAUGUGCAGUACUUAAUGAAUAAAAUAAUCUAUUGACACUUUAA
Messenger RNA from Xiphias gladius (swordfish), 2922 nucleotides. It is a transcript of the gene ccdc93, whose product is annotated as coiled-coil domain containing 93. Lineage: Eukaryota; Metazoa; Chordata; Actinopteri; Istiophoriformes; Xiphiidae. The record is from RefSeq and is a predicted model, not a curated record. The transcript is spliced from 23 exons. The coding region runs from base 28 to 1935 and encodes 635 amino acids. Gene Ontology annotation, biological process: Golgi to plasma membrane transport.